Molecule: messenger RNA, 589 nt
Organism: Phasianus colchicus (ring-necked pheasant)
Lineage: Eukaryota; Metazoa; Chordata; Aves; Galliformes; Phasianidae
Gene: PPIL1
Product: peptidylprolyl isomerase like 1
Biological process (GO): protein folding; protein peptidyl-prolyl isomerization
Cellular component (GO): catalytic step 2 spliceosome
Molecular function (GO): peptidyl-prolyl cis-trans isomerase activity
Source: RefSeq, a predicted model, not a curated record
CCGGUGCCGGCGGCAAUAGCGGCGCACAGCAUGGCCGCCGUCCCGCCUGACUCCUGGCAGCCGCCCACCGUCUCCAUGGAGACCACCCCCCGAUGCUGAGCUGUGGUGCUGUGGGCAGGAUGGGCACCAUGGUGUUGGAGCUGUACUGGCGCCACGCGCCGCGCACCUGCAAGAACUUUGCUGAGCUGUGCCGCCGCGGGUAUUACAACGGAACCCGGUUCCACCGCAUCAUCCGGGACUUCAUGGUGCAGGGAGGAGACCCCACGGGAACUGGUCGUGGCGGUGCUUCUAUCUACGGCAAACACUUUGAGGACGAGCUGCACUCCGAGCUGAAGUUCACCGGUGCCGGCAUCCUGGCCAUGGCCAACGCAGGGCCAGACACCAAUGGCAGCCAAUUCUUCAUCACGCUGGCGCCGGCGCAGUGGUUGGAUGGCAAACACACCAUCUUUGGGCGCGUGUGCCAAGGCAUCGGAGUGCUGGGCAGGGUGGGCAUGGUGGAAACCAACGCACAGGACCGACCCCUGGAUGAUGUGAAAGUCCUCAAAGCUGUCCCUGCUGGGUGACACGGGGAAUAAAAAGUGUGCACGGA